GAGCGUGAAGCGCCGCAGGUCUGGGGGGGGCGGAGCGUGAUCUCCCGCUGGGCGGGCAAGUGGGUGACAGGGACGCGCGAGUGGCUAACCCUGCGUGGGACCCCUCUCCAGCGGUUGGGGUUGAGGGGGCCGCGAGCCCACUGGCCCCGGACCGGCUAAGGUGGCUUGGCCGAGGGGCGGGCUUCGCUGGCCCUGACCCUGUGACUAAGGGGGUCGCCAGUGAUGCUUGGCAGCGGCCUGGGGAAGGUCAGUCAGCGAGACGUCGGAGGUGGGGAAGACCCAGGGUGUGGCCCCGAGCUGCAUAUCUGCCUGCAGCCUCUGUUCAUCCAGGUCCCUGACUCUCCUCCCCUUGGUGGCCAGGCACCUCGGCUCCAGAUCCAUCCGUGUCUCACCCAGUGACCCAGAUGCGGUUUGUUAAAAGUCCUUGGAAAAGAAUGGGUUAUGAUAUUGAGCGUUUUGUUGGCUAUGUUAAUGAAGGACUUCUUUGCUGUAUAUGUCGAGAUGUAUUAGAAGAUCCCUUACAGGCUCCUUGUGAACAUGCUUUCUGUACUGCCUGUAUACAUGGAUGGCUUGUUCAUCACAGUAACUGCCCAGAAGACAGACAAGUACUUGAUAUGUCUGUGCUACGACCUCUCUACAGAUACAUGAAAAAUGAUCUAAAUCGACUUCAGCUUCAUUGCAAAAACAGCGAGCAUGGUUGUGAAAUGGUUUGUUCUCUAGAAUCUAUAGACAGACAUGAGAGAGAAUGUGAAUACGGCCAGAUAUCCUGCUCUAAUGCUGGUUGUCCAGUUCAGAUUGAACGCCGUAAUUUAGAUGGCCAUUUGACAGUGUGUGAAUACAGGAGCCGUGAAUGCCCUAAUGGUUGUGGUUACACCAUUCUCAGGGUAGAAGAUGCACAGCAUAAUUGUGUAGCAGAGCUAAGAACAGAACUAGAACUGCUCCGGUCAGAAAUGAUCUGCAGAGUGGAGGAGGCAAAGCAUGAAAUGGAGUCCAGAUUAGAUUCACAGAGAAGGCAUAUGGUGCAAAAAGAGAGUCUUCUGCAAAAUGAAAUUGAAGAACUCAAGAGUCAGAUGUCACGAAUGAUGUCCGAUGUGCGCUCCCUGAUGGCUGCAGAGAGACAGCAUCGCCAAGAGCUGGAGCAAGCAGAUCUUGAAAAGCGUGAAUUAAUGGAGUUGCUGAAAGGCCUACAGAAAGACUGCCGAUUAAAUAAUACAGAGGGAAACAAGAAAUCAGCCAACUUUCGUCCUCUCACACGACUGGAAAGUGUGAAACGAAAACCCAGGGAAGUCACAGUCAUCUAAAGAGAGUCUAAAGCUACUUGAAUGUUGCAUUACCCACAACAGACCUCCAUUUUUUUUACAAAGGAAAUAUGGUCGGGUGGACUUCUGUGUUGAUACUAACGUCUGAAACUAUACAAUGGCAAUAAUAGACCCAUGGAUUUUGAAUCAUGGGGUUUCUUUCAUUUGAGGAGUGCAGGACAUGAUAGAAAUUUGGAGAGAUCAGCUAUGGCAAUCAGACUGAGUGAAACCCACUAGCCUAAUAUCUGAACUGUAUGUAUGAUGAGAGAGCCCCAUGAUGUUACAACAGUUUAUGCAAGUGUCCAUGCUAGUUUGGUUAUUUUUUCCUACUGAAUUUAGUACUAACAUAUUGAAAGAAACAAGUAGAAUGUUAGUGAGUGCAGUAAGUCUGUCUUGGAAGAAUUGGCACUUAACUAAUAAGACUUGAGGAUACCACUAAUCUAAUUUUAUUAAUUUAAUGUAUUCUAGUUUUACUUUUUCAAACUAAGCCAAUAACUUGAAAAUAUGUGCUGACUCAAUUUAAGACACAGCCCUCACUGGCUCUUGUACCAUCAAUGCCCA
Molecule: messenger RNA, 1859 nt
Organism: Pelodiscus sinensis (Chinese soft-shelled turtle)
Lineage: Eukaryota; Metazoa; Chordata; Testudines; Trionychidae
Source: RefSeq, a predicted model, not a curated record